Messenger RNA from Cryptococcus wingfieldii CBS 7118, 1944 nucleotides. RefSeq lists its product as hypothetical. The transcript is spliced from 3 exons. The coding region runs from base 1 to 1944 and encodes 647 amino acids. Lineage: Eukaryota; Fungi; Basidiomycota; Tremellomycetes; Tremellales; Cryptococcaceae. The record is from RefSeq and is a predicted model, not a curated record.
AUGCCCGACUUCUACCCCUCCAUCUCUCAGGUCAAAACAAUCCGCGUUCCCCCGGACGCCCGCACCGGCUACGUCCAUCUCAACUUCUUCGCCGUUUUCGACCACGAAGAACAGCCUCAAGGCCAAUGGGAGAUCUGGACAGACCUUCCGUUUGAUGAUGACCAAGGGAAUCCCCCCUCUCAUCUGGGAGAGUGGAGAGCCAAAGCUUUUCAUGCUGUAGCGGUCCCGAAAGGGGCUGUCAACGGUGUCGACAAGGCCAACGGGGUGUCUACGACCUCUAUCACCAUUCGGUCUCUGGACCUGCCAGAGCCAUCAUUGCCUCCCGCCACUCUUUCAACCACUUUGGUGAUUUCUGUCGAGCUUAACCGAGACUUUGCGUAUACGUUCCGGCAUGUUCAUCCUGACGGACACAUUCACUGGCAGAGUGGAAUGGGUGGAAACGGUGUGGUCAGAUUGAAGGCGUCAGACAAAGCGGACGAGACUGGACCCAUCAAAUCGGGGCCUUAUCCACCUUAUGACGACGUGUUUGAGGAUAGCCUUGAUUGGGACUGGAGCGGUAUUGCUGUCACACUUCACGAGGGUAAAAAACGCAUUCAAACACCCCGCUUGAAUGCCAUUCCUCACAAAGGCCGCAUCCUGCCUACUCUUGUAUUGUUGCAUGGUCCCCCCACGCCCCAUCUGGCCCCCUUCGCUCGACUCUCGUCUACCAAGCUAGCUACGCCUUCGGAGGACGCUAGUGCGAGCUAUCAGGCCAUCAUUAGCCCCAUCGACAAUCCUCUUAUUCAAUUCGGCAAACUUCCAACGAUCGGCAUGGAGGGAUGGUCUCCAACCUACGCACUUGGUGUAGACACCACACCUACAGAAGUACUGCGGGCGGCCGUUGGAUCAGCCAAGAGAGACCAAAGCCAUCUGCUUGUGGCAGAAGUCAAACAAGGCAAAGAAACCAGUCAGAAUGUGGGAGCUCUGUUCUACAUUUCUUCCGAAGGCGACUCGGAGCCGACUCAAGUGAUUGUUGAUGCGGUGUAUCACCAGGCCGCCCGUGACAUUGCCAUCGAGAUCCCAGACAGGCUAUCCGGCCACAGCCCCCUCCUGAUAGUCUCCUCAGACUCGUCAUCUAUUCCGUCCUACGUGCCCGGACGCGACAACAAUUCUGCGCGCCACAUCCCCGCCCACAUCUACCCCGGCGCUGCCGCUGACGUCCUUCGAGUCUCCGAGUUUUUUGAACUCCGUGGUGCUGGUGCCGACGAUACCAUCUGGAUUGCUGUUCCCGGAGCCAACUCUGCCGAGCUGGGAGAAAAGGAAGUCGAGAUUCAUUCGAUCGACCCCGUCGACAACCCUGCAUACUUUGAUAUAACCAAAGACCUUGACGUCCAAUCCAACAAUGUUUUGGACGGAUUUGUGACUCCCCAGACAGAGCUUGUCCCCCCUCGCAGUGCUACUGUUCCUUCAUCGACUGAUCGAAAAAAGCAGGGCGGGUCAUGGAUUUUGGGGGUCAUUGCGCGGUUCUUUGAGAGUAUUUGGAGGGUGAUUCUUUGGCCGUUCAGAUCCAAGAUUGUGCCACCUAGAAUUGAGACGGAAGAUACCAACGGGCAAACAAUCACCGACGAGAGAACGCCGUUACUUGGGUCACGAUCCACUGCUUCCACGGCAGCCACUCCGGGCGCUGCUCCUCCUAACCCCCAGACUCCAAUGCUCUCCCCCAUCCCGCACACCGUAGCUAUUCGCUCUUACGCCCGUCUCACAUUCAACGCUACUACCCCUCUCCGCUUCUUCCUUCCUCCCGGCUCAGCCUCUGUCGAAGAGAGGCUCAAGUUCACUUUCAAGUCUGAGGAAGGCAAGGAUUGGGAGGAUCUAAAGGUAGAUGUGAAAAGACAUGGGGAGGGAAAGGUACUUGAGGGGCUGGCAGAUGUAAAGCUGAAAGAAAUUAUGAUUGAACGUAUUUGA